Molecule: messenger RNA, 1294 nt
Organism: Aaosphaeria arxii CBS 175.79
Lineage: Eukaryota; Fungi; Ascomycota; Dothideomycetes; Pleosporales
Exons: 2
Coding region: 114-1064 (316 amino acids)
Cellular component (GO): membrane
Molecular function (GO): transferase activity, transferring alkyl or aryl (other than methyl) groups
Source: RefSeq, a predicted model, not a curated record
UAAAUGUGCUAUAUAAAUGCGCCUUUCAUCUCAUUCUCACGUCGCACAGCUAUCACAAGUGAAUUCAUUCUACAGGUCCUAUCUCUAAACCUGAUUCGACCGUGCUAAUAACAAUGGCUUUUCACAAAGGCUUGAACAAGUUCCGCUCCGCGGCUUCAGCAUUCUCUCUUCGAAACGCAACGUAUCAUCUACACACAUUAUGGUUGUUCACCUGCGAUCAAAACCUCGAUGUCAUUCUUCCAUGCACAGUAUUCGCCAUAUCCGCAGCAAUGUCAGGACCUUUGCUGAGCCUUCCCACAUUGACGGUGUCGGAUAUACUGUGCCAGUCUCCGGUCGUUCUGGGGUGGCUCUGGCUCAUGGUCCUGCAGUGCUGCCUCCAGAAUCAACGGAACGAAACUUCGGUGGAGGAGGACAGAAUAAACAAACCAUGGCGCCCUAUACCCUCCGACAGAUUGACUUGCUCACAAGCAGAGCGCUUGCUGGUUGUUUCGAGUGUUAUGAUCGCAAUGGUCAGCAGCCUACUUGGUGUACUUCCUAUCUGGAUCAUUUACACAGUCGCCGUGAUUGGUUACAACGACUUUGGAGGCGGAGAGUCGAACUUCGUGCUCCGUAAUGCUAUCAAUAGCAUCGGCUAUGCAUGCUUCUUGUCGAGCGCCUUAAAGGUUGCAGCAGGUUCUGGAUUCAUGAUGACCCAAGAAGCGGGACAAUGGGUUGGAAUUAUGAUGCUCGUUAUCUUCACGACCAUUCAUGCUCAGGACUUCCGUGAUGAGCCUGGCGACAGUGCUCGGGGACGAAGCACAAUUAUCUCGGCUAUUGGAAAUACAACAGCUCGAGUCGCUUUAGUGGCUGGGAUUUUAUUUUGGUCGAUAUUCAUUCCGCUCUUCAUGAGAGCUGGGAUCAUUGCAUCCUCUCUACCUUGGGCAUUGGGCAUGGGCGUUGCUGGCAUGACUCUGUAUGGCAUCAACAAGCGUAAUUUUGCUCUUGAUGCAAAGAUGUAUAAGCUUUGGGGCGUCUGGAUGCUGAGCUUGACAACAAUGCCACUAGCGCACGCAUUGCGGGUAUGAACACUUGCUAUUCUUGAUUGUGGUGAGAAGACAUGGUUUUGGAUAAUAUGUUUUUGGCAACGUCUAAUUGAGUUGUAGCUUGGUAAAAUCUUUGAACAUCGCGCUUUGUCUCUGUUUGACACAAGAGUAUCUCGCGAAAAUUUUAUAGAUGGAGUUCUGGUAUCAAUGUCUCUGUCUUUUUGUACAUAAUCAAAUUAAUAUUGAGUCUUAUUUCAAUAUAUCUGAUCGAU